This is a messenger RNA of Penaeus indicus, 381 nucleotides long. Its product is annotated as ataxin-8-like. The record is from RefSeq and is a predicted model, not a curated record. Lineage: Eukaryota; Metazoa; Arthropoda; Malacostraca; Decapoda; Penaeidae.
AGCAGCAAGAACAACAACAACAACAGCAGCAACAACAACAACAACAACAACAACAACAGCAGCAACAACAACAACAACAACUACAACAACAGCAGCAACAACAACAACAAGCUACAACAGCAGCAGCAACAACAACAACAACAGCAGCAACAACAACAACAACAACUACAACAACAGCAGCAACAACAACAACAACAACUACAACAACAGCAGCAACAACAACAACAACAGCUACAACAGCAGCAGCAACAACAACAACAACAGCAGCAACAACAACAACAACAACUACAACAACAGCAGCAACAACAACAACAACAACUACAACAACAGCAGCAACAACAACAACAACAACUACAACAACAGCAGCAACAACAACAACAA